Molecule: messenger RNA, 1788 nt
Organism: Pseudogymnoascus verrucosus
Lineage: Eukaryota; Fungi; Ascomycota; Leotiomycetes; Thelebolales; Thelebolaceae
Gene: HAT1
Product: histone acetyltransferase 1
Exons: 2
Coding region: 158-1657 (499 amino acids)
Biological process (GO): subtelomeric heterochromatin formation
Cellular component (GO): nucleus
Molecular function (GO): histone binding; histone H4 acetyltransferase activity
Source: RefSeq, a predicted model, not a curated record
GUACGGGGGACCAUGUAUAUUGGAGAUUGAGACGCGCUCACCACUCGGAAUUACGCGACUGAAAGUGCGACUGCUAGUUUGAUCGAGACUGACCUAAUAUUUCCAUAUAACAUCAACUUCACUUCAAUCCCUCGCGCGAUUAGACAAGAGAGCAAGGAUGGCAAGUUCACCGGACGAUUGGUCGACCCAAUCAAAUGACGCCCUACACAUCUCACUUGUCCGCCCAGAAAACGGGGCCUCCAAAACCAUCAACACCUUCCAUCCGAAGUUCACAUAUCCCAUCUUCGGCGAAGAGGAGUCGAUUUUCGGAUACCAGAACCUGAAGAUUCACCUGAGAUACAACGCCUCCGAUAUGCGCCCCGGGGUGCUCAUCACAUACAGCAAACGCUUCAAGGCCGUCGGAGACGUCGAGCCAACCGAUCUAAAAGAACUCCUCUCAGACUUCUUGCCAGAAAAUGCGUUCCAGAAGUCUCCUGCGUUUGAUGCGGCCAUAAACGACCCAAACCUCAAGGACUUCACUCCGCCAGGAAAGCUGCUCAAGAGCCACGAGGAGGGUGAUGCAGCAUACGAAAUCUGGUAUGGAAACUCCGCGGAUCCUGCGAUCCAACAGCUUCUCCGCCGCCUGCAAAUACUCGUCGCCCUCUUUAUCGAAGGCGGCACCGCCAUCGACGAUGCGGAGUGGGGGUCAGGCCGUUGGACCGUAUUCCUGCUGUACAAGAAGGGCCCUGCUACGGGCGACGCAUCUCCAUACACCUUCAUGGGCUACUGCACCGUCUACAACUACUACCCGAUAAUCCCCAAGCUCCCGCUUGCCGCCCCAGGAACUCAGCGCAAAGCAAUCUCCCUCCCCGCCAACUCAGACACCGCAAUCCCCUUCCCAGACCAAUCUCUCUCCGACCUCCCCAUCCGCUCGCGCCUAAGCCAAUUCAUCAUCCUCCCCCCCUUCCAAGGCGGCGGCCACGGCGCCCGCCUCUACUCCACCGUCUUCGCACACUACCAAUCCGACCCGCAAACGGUCGAAAUCACCAUCGAAGACCCCAAUGAAGCCUUCGACGACCUCCGCGAUCUGAAUGACCUCAUCUACCUGCGCAGCCUUCCCGAGUUCCAAGCUCUGAAGAUCAACACCGCUGCGGAAGUGAGGAGUAAGGGACGAGUUCCCUCGGACGAGAUUCUCGAGCAAGCUCCCCUCAACGAGCUGCGCAAGAAAGUCAAGAUCGCACCGCGCCAAUUCCAGCGCCUCGUCGAAAUGCAAUUACUCUCCUCCAUCCCUCCUAGCAUCCGCAAAUCCGGCCAGCUAGAGCACCUCCCCCCGAACACCCUCGCGACGAAGAUGAAACAGCGUGAAUACCGACUCUGGGGUCUGCUGGUCAAGCAGAGGCUGUAUAAGCAUAACAAGGAUAGCUUGAUCCAGCUUGAGCACGGGGAAAGGAUUGAUAAGUUGGGGGAGGUGGCGGGGAGUGUGGAGGAAGAUUAUGCGCGGUUGUUGGGGAAGUUGGACGGUGGUGAGGAUGAGGUGAAGGAUGAGUUGUUGGGGGUGCCGGAGGCGAUUGAGUCGAGGGCUACGACGCCGGGGAAGAGGGCGGCGGAGGGGGAUGAGCUGGAUUUGUCGGUGAGGCAGAGUAAGAAGGUUAAGGUUGAGGAUGCGGAGGAGGAGUAGAUAAUGGACGGGGGGAUAGGGCAUGGAUGGAUGGUUUCGGGGAUAGCAUUGCAUACUUCAAGAUAGGCGUCGGAGCUGGGUUGCUACUGUUGAGCGUGUGAAUACGCAGAAUGAAAACUUAUGAACUAUGA